Messenger RNA from Aspergillus puulaauensis, 2391 nucleotides. RefSeq lists its product as uncharacterized. The record is from RefSeq and is a predicted model, not a curated record. Lineage: Eukaryota; Fungi; Ascomycota; Eurotiomycetes; Eurotiales; Aspergillaceae. Gene Ontology annotation, cellular component: rDNA heterochromatin; SHREC complex. The coding region runs from base 1 to 2391 and encodes 796 amino acids. The transcript is spliced from 4 exons. Gene Ontology annotation, biological process: silent mating-type cassette heterochromatin formation.
AUGUAUUCCCAUCCUUUAGAUCACCCAACACAGGGCCCUCUCGAACCCGAAUUCAAUGUCCCACAGCUUCCAAAACAGGAUUCUGUCCAGCAAGAAUCAGAAAACGAGGACUUGAAUUUUGUAGUUAUUCCAAUUGAUCGAUCGUUUAGUGAUGGCGAUCCAGCGCAAUGGCCUACCGAAGAGAGAUUCGGGAGGCCUGAUGAUACUUCAUAUCGACAGAAGCUGGCGGAUUUGUGGUUAAGGAAGAUUGGUGCCCAUGAAGCAGGCGUAACAUACAUCAUCGAUGAAUUACCAGAUGGCUAUGUGAUUUUCGAUAGGCCACGGGGUACGAACCCUAGCAUUCGUGAUAGGUUCCUUUGGGGACAUCCAGUUGGCCAGUACUUCUCUUCUACGAUAACUUUCUUUCCCCAUUUCUACUAUUUAAUGACAGGAGGCAUAACAAAGUGCCCCUGUGAUCUUUGUGCCAAAUUGGAAAAACGCCAGAAAGGAACUGUCAUGGGAGCUCGGCGUGGUAGGCCUCCUGGGAUUGGGAGGUCACCAGGGAGGCCACCAGGGAGGCCACUAGGGAGGCCACCGGGAACUCCAAGCCAAACUUCAUCUGGGAAACCACUAGGAAGACCACCCGGCAGACCUCGUGGUAGACCAUCUCUCAGAGGGCUAGAACGGCCUGUAGGAAGACUUGGCAGGCCCGGAAGACCUCCAGGAAGGCCAGCCGCCACAAUAGUUGACAGCGAGGGCACCCCGGAUGUUUUUAAAUCCGCUGUCGUACGAUUGAAGCUCGCCGGAAGUGUUAAUAAAGAUAUCUCAGAGCCAGCGAGUAUGGAUUGGAGAGCUGAGAGACCCGUGCUUGACGAGUAUCUGGAAACUCUGGACAUACUCCCUUCAUAUCUUCCUCGCCUGGGGGAAAUCGUCCUCUGGACACCCGACUUCCAGGGGCAGCUUGUUUGGAACGAAAAGACGCAAAGUAUACAGAUUUAUUCCCCAACGGACGACCAAUGGGGUGAGAAGCCUCAAUGGCGUGCCGGAGUUGUUGGCCAGAUACCGACAGAAGAAACGGCUCUCAACGAUCUUGCAGAAAAGACUGACAAGAAAUGGGGAUUGAACUACUCCGGAUUUCGCGUUGAAACACUCCCUGACCCUAACGGAUCCGACAAGAGCUACUCACUGCAUUAUAACUACGUUCCACUGAAAUGUGUUAAGCCCUUCAACGCCUUUGAGCUCUUCCUGCAGGGCACACCUCGCGAAAAACUUCACCCUUCAAUUGAAAAUGCCAUGACUGUCAUGUCGUCAUUCAACCUGGUCGAUAAGUAUCGCUUCCGGGGUGAAUGGCCCAACGCGUCGAUAUAUUCCCGUGGUAUCUUUCUCGGAGCCGAAUUUAUUGUUCUUGGAGACGCGGUUCGUCUAAAGCCAAAGGGCUACAGGGCAGGAGAAAACGUACAGCACUCACAUGUAGUGGACGUUAUGGUGGUCAAGGAAAUCCGCCUUGAGCUCAUUCAGUGCGAUGAAGAUCCCAGAUCUAAGCAACUCGCAGAAAAGUACCAGGUCCGCAUAUCAGGAAAACUAUACACACCCGAUAUUGAACGAGCACAAACAUCGAACAACGGACAACCGGCCCGAGCUCUCGCAUCGCACGAGGUAAUGGACGUAUUCAACAGCGCGGGAAUGGGCGGGUAUGGCAAGUGGUACGAGCUUCAUUCCGGAUCACUUGUGGAUGUCUCUCAAGACAUGCUUCUCGGCCGCUGCUUCGAACCAGACGCCAUGAAGCUAUUAUUCAACUCUCUGUCGCUAAAUUACGACCUACAAGGAGUCGUGCGUGCAAGAGAAUAUUCACGGCAAGUGGACGAACGUAUCCCGGAAGGAAAGAAGUGGUUCUGGGGCGACUUCAGGACUCAGACGCUUGCCAUUGACUCCCUAAACGGCGAAGACGUUGGCCAUUAUAGCGAAACACGCGACGUGAAGAUGUGGAGGGCGAACCUCAAGAUCGUUGAUGGUACCGCGACGCACGCCGAUCUGCGGGCCGCGAAACAACCAGGCGAACUCGGACGGCCGUGUACACAACCGCGUAUCUCUGGUCUUGCGGAGGUGGGCAAGACAAGUAAGCUUGUUAGUGCUGGGCUUGGGACUGUGGACACUAGCAACCCGGUUAGUUCUACGGACGAGGAUACUACGGGAGAAGUAGAGCGGAGCGAGGGGGUGAACGGGAACGGGGACGGGAACGAGAGCGAAGAUAGUGAGGAUAGUAAGUCUGAAGAGGAUUUCACAACCCGCAUGGAAGAGCUCCGCGGUGGCACCGAGGAAACAGAAGGUGGCGACUAUAAUCCUGGAACUGCGCCGAGUUUUAAACGGCCUAGGCAUAGUUCCCAGAGAGUUGACUUUGAAGCCAAUGACUGA